GUUUGGCGUAACACCUUUCCACACGCGUUUUGCGUUCUGCUCUAAUCAUGGACAAGCCAAGGUCCCUUCUGAGUUUGGUACUGGUAUCAUUGGCGUUGUCGAUAUCAAGUGGAGAAAGUGCUGAAAUACAUGUGGAAGGCCAAGGAGGAAAAUUGGCAAAAAACGUGUGUUACUUUUCAAACUGGGCGACAUACAGGGAGGGCAUCGGAAAAUACACUGUCGACGAUAUUCCAGUCGAUAAAUGCACCCACAUCAUCUACUCGUUCAUCGGAGUUUCUAAUGUAACUUGGGAAGCCCUUGUACUUGAUCCAGAGCUCGAUGUGGAUCAGAAAAACUUUGACAAGUUUGUGAGUUUGAAAUCGAAAAAUCCCAAGGUGAAAGCCAUGGUUGCUGUUGGUGGGUGGGGAGAAGGGGGCAAGAAGUAUUCUCAGAUGGUAGCUGUCCCACAGAAACGGGCCAGUUUCAUCGUUAGCGUAGUUCGUCUGUUGCAAAAAUACAAGUUUGAUGGACUUGACCUUGACUGGGAAUAUCCUGGAGCGUCUGACCGAGGUGGAAGUUACAGUGACAAAAACAAUUUUUUAGACUUUGUGCGUGAAUUGAGAACUACAUUCCACAAAGUGAACAAAGCAUGGGAAAUUACAAUGGCAGUGCCACUUGCAAAAUUUAGAUUAAAUGAGGGUUACCAUGUACCAGAGUUGUGCAAAUUAAUGAAUGCAGUUCAUGUCAUGGCGUAUGAUUUGAGAGGUAACUGGGUGGGAUAUGCAGAUGUACAUACUCCAUUGUACAAACGACCUUUUGAUCAGUACGGUUAUGAAAUGCUAAACGUAAACGAUGGUUCAACCUUGUGGCAAGAUAUGGGAUGCUCACCGGACAAACUAGUAAUUGGAAUGGCUUUUUAUGGAAGGUCAUAUAUUUUAGGGGAUCCUGCUAAUACGAAGCCUGGUGCAUACAUUGUAAAAUACGAAAAUGGAGGUGAUCCUGGAGAAUAUACGAAGGCACGAGGCUUUAUGAGCUACUAUGAGAUUUGCUUAAGACUGAAAUCUGGAAAUUGGACAAGGAAAUAUGACGAAGUAGGGAAAGUUCCGUACAUGUUUUACGGAAAAAAUUGGAUUGGUUACGAGGAUGCAGAUUCACUAAAGAUCAAGAUGGACUGGAUAAAGCAAAAAGGAUUUGCAGGAGCUAUGAAUUGGGCAAUAGACAUGGAUGACUUUCGAGGUGUCUGCGGGACGCGAGACGUACUAAUCGAUGUCCUUUGGAACAGUAUGCAGAGCUACGUUGUCCCAAAAGUAACCGCAAAACCAGAUAAUCGACCUGAGUGGCAACUGCCUCCGCCUUCAAGUGAAAAUCCAAACAUAAAUCUAGGUCAGAUAUCAACAACCACCACGACAUGGAGCUCAGGGACAACAGAUCCGUCUAGCGGUCCCGUGACCACUUGGAGGCCACCACGCCCCACAUCAAACCAGCCUCCAAGUAGUACCACAACUGCAACGCCAACAACAACCACCGACGUUCCAGAAACUACCACGACCGCAGUUACAGAGUACUCAUCAACUUCUGAGGACUAUUUUUCUUCGUCGUCCUCCACCACCACGGAGGACCCAACGUCUGUGGAUUGUUCCAAACAAGAUUUUCAUCCACACCCCACGGAUUGCAGCAAGUACUAUUGGUGCGUGUUUGGAAAGCCGUACGAACAUGCAUGUCCUGGAGGAACUGAAUGGAACCAAGAAGGACGAUAUUGUGGUUGGCCAACAGAUCCCAACAACAAAUGCGCAUCUCGAGAUUUCGACGACUCCAAUGCCAUUUGAAACGUAAAUGGAAUUGCAUUCGAGCAUUUAAUUUUCAUAUCUCGCCUCACGUAACAGGUCAAUUACAGCAAUAAUUAUAAUAAAUUAUACUCCACUUGCGUAGCGUAA
Folsomia candida is the source of this 1913-nucleotide messenger RNA. Its product is annotated as endochitinase. Gene Ontology annotation, cellular component: extracellular region. The record is from RefSeq and is a predicted model, not a curated record. Gene Ontology annotation, biological process: carbohydrate metabolic process; chitin catabolic process. The transcript has 15 exons. Bases 48 to 1805 code for a protein of 585 amino acids. Gene Ontology annotation, molecular function: chitinase activity; chitin binding. Lineage: Eukaryota; Metazoa; Arthropoda; Collembola; Entomobryomorpha; Isotomidae.